ACGUUGACAGAAAAAGAGAUGAUGUGUUUGGCAGCAGUUUCAAAGAAAUAUUUAAAUAUAUGGGUUUGACUCCCUUGGACUGGUUGAAGGGGAAGGACCAGGUGAUAACAGAGGGCUCUACGUAUCAUGUAAACUUCCUUGGCAAGGAGGAUGGAGUUAGGGAAGGAGUGAAGACUUUCCGAAGGUCAAGUAAUCUCGCCGAGUUGGGGUUUUUCUCCUGCUUGGAUUGGGAAACUAUAAACACACAGUUUGGGAUUACUGCUGUUGCUGCUGCUCACUAGAUCACAGUUACUCCGCGACAGAUCUCAGUUCAGGAUUGCUGGGUAAGGAAUUCCCAGGUGGGAUUCGCACCCAAGCGAGGCGGAAGCGCAGCGGGAGAGCUCUAGAUUGACAGCUGGACCUACCCACGCCUGCGCCGCAGCGCACGCCCGUGGAGGACCGCCGCCAGGGAGCGCCAACGCCCGGAUGGGCCGCUCUGUCUCCUCCCCUGCCCGCUCCCCGCCCCUCGCUCCCCCGGGCGAGCAGAGAAGGCGGAAGUAGGGGCGUCCGCGGUUGGGGCUCGGGCUCCCGGGGGACGCAGUAACGGCGGCCUUCAGGUCAAGGGACUGGCGUCCUGGCCCACUCGGCUUGGAAUGCGGUGCCUUUCUCUCCUGGCACCUUGGCUGAGUGGAGUUCUGCGGCCGGGCGUAGUCGGCGGCCCAGCGGACCGGAGCGAAAGCCACAUGAAUUCUGAAUGUUAGAAUAGAAAAGAGGCCAAAGAAAUCUUUAUUUGAAGAUGAGGAAACUGAAGCACAGAAAGGUUAUAUAGUUUGCCCAGGUCAUACACCAAAUGAUGGAGACAAGAGUUAAACCCAGAUCAUCCGAUUCCAGCAUCUAAGCUCUUCACCACUUCAUGAUAUUGCCUCUCCAGCCAGAACAGUGCCUCAUCCUUUGUAGGUGGCCAUCAAAUGCUACUCAAAAUCUUUUUGAGAAGAAGAAAAAGAGCAGUCGAUAAUCACGUUACUAUGAGUCUGCUACACUGUGAAAACAGCUGUGGAUCCAGCCAGUCUGAGAGCGACUGCUGUGCUGCCAUGGCCGCCAGCUCCUGUGGUGCUGCAGCAAAAGAUGACAGUGUGAGUGGAACGGCCAGCACAGGGAAUCUUUCCAGCUCUUUUAUGGAAGAGAUCCAGGGGUAUGACGUGGAAUUUGACCCACCCCUGGAAAGCAAGUAUGAAUGCCCCAUCUGCUUGAUGGCAUUACGGGAAGCAGUGCAAACACCAUGCGGCCACAGGUUCUGCAAAGCCUGCAUCAUCAAAUCAAUAAGAGAUGCAGGUCACAAAUGUCCAGUUGACAAUGAAAUACUGCUGGAAAAUCAACUAUUUCCUGACAAUUUUGCAAAACGAGAGAUUCUUUCUCUGAUGGUGAAGUGUCCAAAUGAAGGUUGUCUGCACAAGAUGGAACUGAGGCAUCUUGAGGAUCAUCAAGCACAUUGUGAGUUUGCUCUUAUGAAUUGUCCCCAAUGCCAACGUCCCUUCCAAAAAUGCCAACUUAAUAUUCACAUUGUCAAGGAGUGUCCAAGGAGACAGGUUUCUUGUGUAAACUGUGCUGUAUCGAUGGCAUUUGAAGAUAAAGAGAUUCAUGACCAGAACUGUCCUUUGGCAAAUGUCAUCUGUGAAUACUGCAACACCAUGCUCAUCAGAGAACAGAUGCCUAAUCAUUAUGAUCUAGACUGUCCUACAGCCCCAGUUCCAUGCACAUUCAGUACUUUUGGUUGCCAUGAAAAGAUGCAGAGGAAUCACUUGGCACGCCACCUGCAAGAGGAUACCCAGUCGCACAUGAGAAUGAUGGCCCAGGCUGUUCAGACUUUAAGCCUUGCGAUAGCUCCCGCACCUCAGCGUGGCAUGCUGCCAUGUGAUUCUACCUCUCUGCCCCGGGUUUCCUCUGGGUGUCACUCAGAGGUCCAGAAUUUCCAAGAAACCAUUCAACAGUUAGAGGGUCGCCUUGUAAGACAAGACCAUCAAAUCCGGGAGCUGACCGCAAAAAUGGAAACUCAGAGCACGUAUGUAAGUGAGCUAAAACGAACUAUUCGAACCCUUGAGGACAAAGUUGCUGAAAUAGAAGCACAGCAGUGCAAUGGAAUUUACAUCUGGAAGAUUGGCAACUUUGGGAUGCACUUGAAAUCUCAAGAAGAGGAGAAACCUGUUGUCAUUCACAGCCCCGGAUUCUACACAGGCAAACCCGGCUACAAACUAUGCAUGCGCCUGCACCUGCAGCUACCGACUGCGCAGCGCUGUGCCAACUACAUAUCCCUCUUUGUCCACACGAUGCAAGGAGAGUAUGACAGCCACCUCCCUUGGCCCUUCCAGGGUACAAUACGCCUUACCAUCCUUGAUCAGUCUGAAGCACCUGUAAGGCAAAACCAUGAAGAGAUAAUGGAUGCCAAACCAGAGCUGCUUGCCUUCCAGAGACCCACAAUCCCACGGAACCCCAAAGGGUUUGGCUAUGUGACUUUUAUGCAUCUGGAAGCCCUAAGACAAAGAACCUUCAUCAAGGACGACACGUUAUUAGUACGCUGUGAGGUCUCCACCCGCUUCGACAUGGGCAGUCUUCGGAGGGAGGGUUUUCAGCCACGAAGUACUGACUUGGGGAUAUAGCAUCCCCUCAUUUGUUUAAGAAACAAAAAACAGAAAAAACAUCUGGAGAAAACUUGCCCUGUUUUCAAUAACAUACAAACAAAAAAAGCAAUGGGGAAGAUAUUAUACCCACCAGUGAAUGUGGUUAGAGAGGUCACUUACCACUUUCCUGUUAAAAAUAUCUGAAGUAGUUUUCUCAGGAAUGUAGUGUUCCAUGCCUUUUCAAAAUUGUUACACUCAAAGUGCCUGUGGCCUACUGCAGCAGUUGUUUGUCUAGUAGGAUAUCUCUUUGUUUUAUUUUCAUGGGCUCUUGCUCCAGGGGGGUUUAUUGUCAAACCCAGGGUUGGAGUAGUAAAGCUCAAACCUUUUAAUAAUAAUGGAAGUUCCAUAAAAUUUCCACGUAUUUUUAUAGUGUUAGAUGCAAUAUAUUAAACUUGAGAAUCACUACCGCCUCGUGCUGGUGCCAGCAAGAAGAAUUACUACUCUUGAGUUCUCAUUUUAUUUGACCUCCUAUAGAUUUCAGAGGAUUUGAACCAUAAUCCUUGGAAAGUUUAAGUUCUCAUUAACCCUGUUUUUUCCGCCUGCAGGGUGUUAUUAAGGAUAUUCAGGGACUAGUUUAAACCCUAAAUAUAACCUUACUAAGUGUGGAUGUGUUGUUUGUUGAAUAAUUCUUGUUUAAUUGUUUCAUUGUACCUUGCUUGCUUAUUUCCUUGAGGCUACAAAGUAGCAUCUUACCCAGAGUUGAGAACUCUGAGAACCAUAUGGAAACCAGCUGCUGGGUUGUUAUGCUAUGAAUCCCUUUUGUCUAUUCCAGGCAGAGUGAAUUCCACAGCCCUACCUGUGUUCUCUGUUGCCUAAUGGUUGUAGGACAAGGAGAUGCACACACAUAAUCACCAACAUAAAAAUUUUAAAUGGCUCAACUAGUCAACCAAUAGGGCAGCUCAUUGGUGGUGAGAAAAGCUAUUUGAGCCAGAAAUUUUCAGCUCUUUUGAACACCUUCUGGUUUAGUUCAAUUAAUGGAAGAAAAUUGCUGUCCUAAACGCAGAAUUUCUUAAUACUUGGGAGAUCAUUGGUGUACCUGAGAGGUCACCAAGCCAAGGUUGGAAGUCAUAGUGAUUAUAUCAGGACUUGGCUGGAGUGGGUGGCUUUAGUCCAACAGUUCAUACCUGAGGAGGAUCAUGUGGAAUGUAUUGAAGUGGCCAAUUGUUCCGAAUAGGGAGAGAUGGUUUUUGUGCCACUAUAUAUUUGUUAAAAGCCUAUAGAUAUUAAAGAUUAUGGUGAAAUGUAGUUCUCAGGGAGUCCCACAACUAGUAUAGGCUCUUAUAAAGAAUCUGAGAGGACCCAUACACCGUGCUGUUUACACAAGAUUGUUUAAAGUUGUCUGAGGUAGUCCUGCAACUCCAGAGAGGCCAAAUCAGAGCCCCUGACCGGUGAUCAAGAUCAGCCUUCAUUUCAAGAGGAAGCCAAGAGACCGUGCAAAAGAAUGGUCUCGGUUCCGGGCAGACCCAGCAAGUGUCACUCUGACCUUUCCCUUUACUUUUCUUUCUACUCUCCUUACCCACCCCACAUCCAGGCUCCUGCUCUGUGGGUUUAUUCUAUAAAGUGGAACAAAAAAAGGUCAUACAGGGACCCUGUUCCCAGUGCCACCAUCAGCGGCACCUACCCGUCACGAGCUCACAGUUUGCUUGCUGGCAGUUUGUUCCGUGGCUACUGAGCUCUCCAACCCGCUCCUGAGAAUCACGGCAGCACGACCCUCUAGGUGAGGAACCCGGCACCGCUGCUGUUCCUGUGAUUGUUUUCCAAAAAUAAAUAACUGUCGAGUUCCAUGUAAAAAAUAAAUGGCAGUUACUCUUGUAUAGAAAAAAAAAGCCUGAAGGAAAUAUACUGAACUUUUUGAUGACUUAUUUUCUUCUUUGUGCUUUCUUAACAUGUUUUACAUUUUUUUUACAAUAAACAUGUCCUUUUCUCGGAGAAAAAAAUGUUGCCACAAAACAUUCAACCCUAACAGAGAAGGAAAUAGUAUUUAAAAGCUUCCUGGUCAAAUUUCUAUUAAAAGCAUGGCUGUGCAUUAGGUACUGAUGUGAGCCAUUUCCUGCUUUGGUUAUGUUAUUUUUUUCUACGAACUUGGGAGCCUUAAUCCAAACAAAAACAGUUUUUUGCCUCACUUCAACUUUUAGCUUCAGGUUUCCCUGAAGGAGUUGGAUUAGCUGUUUCUAAGGUCCAUGCCAACCAUAAAAUUCUGUUUUAAGAAAUGAAGUGCUAACCAGCAGAAAGUUGGCAAUAUUUACAAGAGGAUUUUGCCAGUAGAAAAAUUGCUUUAACUUAUUUUUUUUGCUGACAUAAUACUUAAAUUUAGUAUCAAUUUAGGGUCUCCUUUUAAUUUGAACAAUUUUUUUUAACCCCCAACAUUUGGCAUGCUCUGAAACAUGCUGGUUUCACCCAGCUGGCUAACAAGUAUUUGAGCUGUGUAUUUAUGUUUUAUUAACCUUUUAACAUUUAUCUUUGGACAUUGCUUUUAGACAUUGUUAAAUUAAAAAUAAAUUGUUUUUUCUUUUCCCAGAGGUGUCCAACCCAAUGUUGGAUGAAACUUGCUGCAGGUCAUACCCUUUGUUAUUGGAAAACAAACUCAGUGGAAAACAAAGUCAGGAUGUUGUGGUAGUUUGGUAGUUUUUUACUGUCCGUUAGCGGUUGCAGGGAUGACAGUUUCUGGCUAUACUACAAAAUGAUUAAACUUUUAUUGGGGGGAAUAAAAAUAGAAUAGAAAAAAGUGAAAUAGGAUGAAAAUUGAGGGGUUUUUCCCCUAAAAGAUGGACUAACAGAGAUGUUGAAUGAUCUCUAGCAAUUAGUUUUUGUGGCAGGUAUAAAAUUAUAAAAUUGUCCCCCAUUGCUGUUUUCAUACCGUAAGUCUUAGGUAAACUAAGAGCAUGUUUAUGAAUUAUGCAUGCAGUUAGAGUACAUUCUCAUCAAAAAGGAGCAGUUGCUUGUCAUUCCUUUAUCCAGGGAAUCCUCAGGUCUCUGGUGACCAGAAAACAUUUUUAAUUAUUAGAGAGGUUUUUCUAACUUAAGGCUUUGAAAUAGCUUUCCUUAAUUCAGUUACUGCUGUUCUUGUUUUGCCUCAGUUAAAUUCUACUCACUGUUUUAUGAGAAAUACCAUCAGGUGUUUUUGUGAUGCCUAGUUCCAUAGAACCUAAGCAGUGCAGUGCCUUGAGGAAAUGAAAAAGGGACAAUAAAUAGUCAUUUGUGUUUUUCCUUUGAAAUACAUUUAAAAAAAAAUUCCCGGGUGCAUAUAUAUGAUAAGCUGUAGUUAGUUUCACAGUUGCUAUUGUAGAGUCUGUAGAAUGGAUUUGGCACUUCCAAAUUCCUAGUAUCCAAAAAGGUGAUAUGAUGAAAUCAAAUCAGAUGCAUCUCUGCAGAUCAUGAUGUUCAGUCACAGCCCUCACUUUUAGUCAAAGGCAAACACCUGCAAGGAGAUGCCCAGUUGCUUUGCUAAGAUGUGGUCUCUCAAAGGGAGAACCUCCUCUUGAUAGAGCUUCCCUGUCUCUGCUGACGAAUUGCAUUUAUCCCAGCUUUCUCCCAGAUAGAUCUCAGGAUAAAAGCUAAAUAGAACGCCACUGGGAAGAAGGGCAGAUGGAUUUCUGUAUUCCAAGAAAGAGAUGCUAUCAGUGACCCUGAGGGGAACAUCAGCUGUGAGCGGCAGGGGCAAGGUUCUGUCCAUAGCUGAAACCCCAGGCUUAGCACAGCGCCUGGCACACAGCACACACUCAAAUAUUAACAAUGAAAGUUUAGUGAAAAUACUGGUUGAGGUGCACCACUUUUUGGCAGGUUAUCAUGUAAGUUUUCAGUGAUAAGGAAUAAAUGUUACUUUUAUUUUGC
Molecule: messenger RNA, 6485 nt
Organism: Balaenoptera musculus (blue whale)
Lineage: Eukaryota; Metazoa; Chordata; Mammalia; Artiodactyla; Balaenopteridae
Gene: TRAF6
Product: TNF receptor associated factor 6
Exons: 9
Coding region: 948-2633 (561 amino acids)
Biological process (GO): regulation of canonical NF-kappaB signal transduction; positive regulation of JNK cascade; tumor necrosis factor-mediated signaling pathway
Cellular component (GO): plasma membrane signaling receptor complex
Molecular function (GO): zinc ion binding; tumor necrosis factor receptor binding; ubiquitin protein ligase activity
Source: RefSeq, a predicted model, not a curated record